AUGGAGCCUAACAAGACGUCGUCUGAUGCUAAGCAGGACACUUCAAUCACGACGACAGAAGUUCGUGCAGAGACGUAUCAGCCUCCCGGCGCCGGUCACGUUAAAGCAAAAGGUUUUCGAAAAUGGUUGCAGCGCUUUUUCCCUUGGGUGGGCGAAACGACAACUAGCCAACUCAAUGCUGUUCACAAACGGUCAUCGUUCCCCUGGUACGGGCUCGUUUGCCUUAUUGGAGCGCUACUGACCAUGGUCCUUUCAUUUUUGAUCCUUCACUUCAUUGACGGCAGGCCCGAGAUUACAAGCAAAUACCUAAAGCCUGCGUCCUGGCUCUCAGCAAUACUAUCAUUGAACGGUAUACUCCUCUCUCAAGCUCUUGCUGAAGGUGUAACUACCGCCUGGUGGUACAGAGCCUCACGCCCUGAUGUUACUUUAGAACAACUACAUACCACCUGGAGGUUGGGUACCAGCAAAUGGGCAAUUUUGUCGGCGGGCAAAAGCUUCAACUAUGUUGCACUGGCCGGUAUCUUCGUUGCAACAGUUCCAUUGAAUGGCUUCUUACUGCAAGCCGCCAUCGCGUACGAGCAGGAUACUCAUGCCAAUUUGACCACGUUAUACAUUCCAGUCUCCCAACAGCUACCAUUAGGUUAUUCAGCGUCUGUGGUCAAUGGCACUCUCGGAGACUGGUCGGAUGGUCUUUCGUCUGCGGCGAGCUCUAUGGAUGGACUUAGUGGCGGAUCCGUAACUCUGCCUCCUGGUGUCUCCUAUAUCGCCGGAUCAAGCUUCGACCUUGUUGGCUGCACCAACAAGGAUAAUUCAGCAGUCUGCAAGACAAGUGUUACCAUUCCCGGCUUUAGCAUGAGUUGCACUUCAGAGAUGUCUGAAGAGUAUGAUCUUAGACCAAGUCAGCACGUUGGAAGCAAGUUUACAGCCAAUGUAUACUCCUCAUCUGUUACCUGGAAUGCUGCCAGUCCCAACACAAUCGGCUUAGAUCUCAUCUACAAGCCUAAUGCCACUUGCCAAGGACGCCUGGAGCAUAAGAAGUGCAUCCUGACAGCUGCGAGCAUGUCCAUGCCUAUUCAGGUCAACAGUGACCAAGGUUAUUACGUCGGCACGCAAUGGAAUAACGCCGCAUAUUCUUAUCCAGUCAUCUCAAUCGAUCAGGAGUCUACGGUCGUCAACUACACUGCACAUGAGCCACUGCCGGUUCCUCCGAAUGAAGGGAAAGAGAACUCAACUUACGGGGGCAUUGCUAAGUGGCUCGGGCAGCGAUUCAAUGGCUCUAUUGACUGGACGCUGCAGGAUGGAUCCUGGUCGACAAGCAGGACGGGACCCGUCACAUAUUCGUACUCGUUGAAUACUCAGCUAUACUCGACAGACAAAGAUGGAAACCCGAUCAUGUGGGCUGAUGAGUCAAACCCAGGACCUCUAGACUUUAAUCCAAAGCCAAACAACGAGUCAUGGUGUCAAAACACUUAUUCUGGCCUUGACUGGAUGGCAGACUUGGGCAACGCCUCAUACUACGGCAGCCCUCCAUCGGACAAUGUUUUUACAACUGUGAACAGACUCAUGCUUAGCAUUAGCGCUGCGCAAGGUACUCAAGAUUGGUCAGAUCUACAAUCGGACGAAACUCUUUCAAAUCUCUGGUACAACGACACUAAAUCCACAUAUGACGAGUUUUGGAACCCGCACUUCAGAAAGAUGGCAGUUACAGUCCCCAAGUCUCAAGAGACUCAGAGCGUGCUCUUCUACCGGAUACGGUACGGAUACUGGGGUGCUUCUGUCGCCAUCACAGUCACCAUCGUGCUCAUGGUUGUGCCGCUGUUCUACGGAUUCUGGCAGCUGGAUCGCAGAACAACUUUGAGUCCCUUUGAGACAGCUGCGGCGUUCAGAGCACCUGGUUUACAGGGUGUCGAUUUGCAGAGGGGUGCUGAUGUCGCUUUGCAAGCAGUAGGCAAGAAGCCGUUGCACGCGGAUGUGUCGAUCUCGUCGUUUGACUCGAGAAGGUAG
This is a messenger RNA of Lithohypha guttulata, 2004 nucleotides long. RefSeq lists its product as uncharacterized. The transcript is spliced from 2 exons. The record is from RefSeq and is a predicted model, not a curated record. Lineage: Eukaryota; Fungi; Ascomycota; Eurotiomycetes; Chaetothyriales; Trichomeriaceae. The coding region runs from base 1 to 2004 and encodes 667 amino acids.